Molecule: messenger RNA, 1763 nt
Organism: Erpetoichthys calabaricus (reedfish)
Lineage: Eukaryota; Metazoa; Chordata; Cladistia; Polypteriformes; Polypteridae
Gene: mthfsd
Product: methenyltetrahydrofolate synthetase domain containing
Exons: 9
Coding region: 212-1507 (431 amino acids)
Cellular component (GO): cytoplasm
Molecular function (GO): RNA binding
Source: RefSeq, a predicted model, not a curated record
CAGAUUGCCGUGUACAGUAUUUCGCAAGAAGAAGUUUUACUCGGGGGAAUGUCCAUACUUUAGAUAGGAAUACAGCUCAGAGAGUUCAGAUUAUAUUCUUGAACAGGUUAAAAUAUCAUUUUCAAACGACUAAAAAAUGUUUAUUCAAAAGUAGGCCUCAGCAAAGAUAAUUUUGUAUUUACACCACUGCGUGCUUUUGAGUCUUUUCAAAAUGAGUCAUUUAAUCAAAAUAAACCCAGGUGUCACCAAGUGGGACAUUAGACAGAAAAUCUGGGAUUAUAUCGAAGACAAUAAUUUAGCGGACUUUCCUCGACCAGUGCAUCACCGAAUACCAAAUUUCAAGGGAGCAUCACAUGCUGGAUCAAGUCUGUCAUGUUUAAAGGAAUUCAAAUGUAGCAAGAUUGUUAAAGUAAAUCCGGACAAGCCCCAACAGCAUGUCCGAUAUCUUGUGUUGGAAGGGUCUUACCUAGCCUGUGAUAGUGUUAAAGGACUUGAUGUAUUCAGAAAAUCCAGGGAAGUGAAAGUGGAUCCUGAUAAACCUCUAGAAGGUGUUCGAUUAGCUUCAUUACAGGCAGGAAAAACCCUCUUAGUCCCAACCCCACGCUUGAGGACUGGGUUAUUCAAUAGGAUUGUACCACCAACAGGUGCAACCAAGGAUGUCCUAAGAAUUUGCUCAACAUCUAAGGGUGUGAAGGACUACAGUGUUCCUGUUGGUCUGGAUGCCAAGGUUAAAGUAGAUUUAGUAGUUGUGGGAUCUGUAGCAGUAUCUGAAAAGGGGUGGAGACUUGGAAAAGGAGAGGGAUUUGCAGACAUGGAAUAUGCUAUGAUAGCUGCCAUGGGAGCUGUGAAUGAUUCUACAGUUGUUGUAACUGUAGUACAUGACUGCCAGGUUGUUGAUAUACCAGACGAACUGAUUGAUAAUCAUGAUUUAACAGUGGAUUAUAUUCUUACUCCUACUAAAGUAAUUAAAACUGAAUGUACGCAUCCUAAGCCUCAAGGUAUUUUUUGGUUCAAGUUUGAUGCACACAUGUUAGACAAAAUUCCUGUUCUGAGAAAACUUCGCCAUAUGGAGAAACAGGCUGGAAAAGAUGUCACAUUAAAGAAUGAAUUACCUAAUGCUACUGUAAAACAGGAUAAAGCAGCUGGAAGUCAAAAGCAUCUACCUCAGAGUUUGGCAGAAGGCUGUAAAAAUAAUAAUGACUUGCAGUCACAAGCUGCAAUAGCAGAUGAAAUCACAACUGUGUAUGUUGGCAACAUCUCUCCUAGUCUAAGAGUCAGUGAAUUUAAGGUGUUUUUGAAAGAACAUAAAGCCACACCUCUGCGUCUGAACUGGCAGGGAGCUCAGGGCAGAGCUUUUCUUGAUUACAAGAACAAGGCAUUAGCCCAGAACACUGUGGAUGCCCUCAGGGGGCUUAUUAUCAAUGGUAGCAGUAUCUGGGUAGAUUUUGCCAAAACUCAGAGAGGCAAUCCAAAAACACUUAACUUUCAGAAAACCCAGAGACAAUAAUUGCAGAAAAUAGCUAAUAAAGAAAAAUACUGCAUCAGGGACUAUGUAUUGUUUUUUUAAAAAAUAUGCCUGAUAAUUCACUUGGGGUUUACCAAUGCACAUAAUGACAUAUUUAAAAUGGGAACACACUUUUUCUUAUGCAACAUUAAGUAACUUAAAACAUGCAUUUUCUUAGAAGAAAUUGUCAUCAUUUUCCUUCUAAAAUUGAGUAAAUGCUGAAUAUUUGUUUAAGUAAAGGGAAAUUAAAUAUUUUAAA